AUGAUUGUCGCCAUCAUUUAUUGGUCUACCACAGGGGUUGGGAACCCGCGGCUCGCGAGCCGCAAGUGGCUCUUCGCUGCUUCUCGUGUGGCUCCCGGGCAGAAAGGCAGCGAGGUAAGCGGGCGAGCAAGCAGAGCAGGGGCGAGCGGGCGAGCAAGUGAGCGAGGGGGUGAGCAAGCGGCGGCGGCGGCGGGCGGGCGGGCGAACAAGCGAGCAAGACAAGCAGGCGAGCGGAGCGGGGGCGAGGGGGAGCGAAUGGGGGCGGGCGGGCGGGCGCAGCGUUCUAUAAUUUCUUGCCUUUCCCCCCCAUGUUGGGACUGUGACCUCAUCUUGCAAAAUGUAUGUCAUAUUUCCAGUAGGCCGAAGCCUGCCCCACUGACCGCUGAGGUGACCAAAGCCGCUUCCUCCCUGCCUACCUCCUGGGACUGGCGAAAUGUUAACGGUGUGAACUAUGUCAGUCCGGUGCGAAACCAAGAGUCCUGCGGAAGUUGCUACGCCUUCGCUUCCAUGGGCAUGAUGGAAGCACGGAUUCGAGUCCUCUCCAACAAUACGCAGACUCCAAUUCUGAGUCCCCAGCAAAUUGUUUCCUGUACGGAGUAUGCUCAAGGUUGCAAUGGAGGAUUCCCCUACCUCAUUGGGAAAUACGCUCAAGAUUUUGGCCUGGCUGAGGAGGCGUGCUUGCCUUACACCGGCACGGAUUCCCCUUGCUCUCUCAAGAAGAACUGUUACCACUACUACUCCUCUGACUACCACUACGUUGGAGGGUUUUACGGUGGAUGCAACGAAGCGCUGAUGAAGCUUGAACUUGUUAAAAACGGACCGUUGGUCGUCAGCUUUGAGGUGCUUCCGGACUUCACUGCUUAUAAAGGUGGGAUCUACCACCACACGGGGCUGAUGGAUCCUUUCAACCCCUUUGAACUGACCAAUCACGCUGUCCUCCUUGUGGGAUAUGGCAGCGACCCGCGUACCGGUGAGCCGUUCUGGAUUGUGAAGAAUAGCUGGGGAGAAGCCUGGGGCGAAGAUGGCUACUUCCGGAUCCGCAGAGGCACAGACGAGUGUGCUAUCGAGAGCAUCGCUGUGGCUGCUUCUCCUAUAACCAAGGUGUAAAGCUUUAGUUGACUCCCUCCUAGGAAGUCGUAUUGCAUCCCCCACCCCCCUAGAAUCAUAA
Messenger RNA from Sphaerodactylus townsendi, 1168 nucleotides. RefSeq names its product dipeptidyl peptidase 1-like. The record is from RefSeq and is a predicted model, not a curated record. Gene Ontology annotation, molecular function: cysteine-type endopeptidase activity. Lineage: Eukaryota; Metazoa; Chordata; Lepidosauria; Squamata; Sphaerodactylidae. Gene Ontology annotation, cellular component: lysosome. The coding region runs from base 1 to 1107 and encodes 368 amino acids. The transcript has 4 exons.